Molecule: messenger RNA, 1101 nt
Organism: Rhipicephalus sanguineus (brown dog tick)
Lineage: Eukaryota; Metazoa; Arthropoda; Arachnida; Ixodida; Ixodidae
Exons: 1
Coding region: 1-1101 (366 amino acids)
Biological process (GO): DNA integration
Molecular function (GO): nucleic acid binding
Source: RefSeq, a predicted model, not a curated record
AUGGUGAAGACGGAGGACCAGCGGAUGCUGAGGCGAAAUAGGCAACACCUGCUGCGCAUACCCGGAAACGGUACAAGCGAGGAUCAAGACCAGGACACCGAAAGCCCUGAAGACAUGUUCGAUCGGGAUGCAUACAAGCAGCCGAGUGAGCCCCUUCUCAUGCAGCCAACCCCAGACAGGCCAUGGCACCGAGUGGGAAUUGACCUUUUUCAGUUCGGGGGAGCCUCCUAUGUCAUUGUAUAUGAUGCCCACUCCAAUUUCCCUGACGUAGAGAAGCUAAGAAGCACAACGACCAAAGAAGUAAUAGAUAAAAUAUCUGGCAUCUUCUCACGGUACGGCACCCCGGUUGAAGUAUGUACGGACAACGGGCCCCAGUUUGGAUCGCAAGAUUUCCGAGAAUUCGCGCAAAAAUAUGACUUUCAGCACAUCACAUCGAGUCCAGAAUUCCCGCGGUCAAAUGGACUGGCAGAAAAGGGGGUCCAGAUUGUUAAGCGCAUCCUAAAGAACAAUGACUCCCAUGGGGACUUUUGGUUGGGUCUUUUGGCAUAUCGGUCAUCCCCACUAGAAGAUGGUCGCUCUCCGGGCGAACUACUGCAAGGCCGGCACCUUCGCACGACGCUUCCCAAGUACCAAGAUGAUCCCGGCACUACAGUGGAAAAGCAUCGCCAGUCUUCGAAGGGAAAGGCACUACCACCGCUCGAAAGUGGAACUUCAGUGCGCAUUCAUAAUGGAGACUGGUCACGCACAGCGACAGUAAGCGAGCAAGCAGCACCAAGAUCUUACAUGGUGAAGACGGAGGACCAGCGGAUGCUGAGGCGAAAUAGGCAACACCUGCUGCGCAUACCCGGAAACGGUACAAGCGAGGAUCAAGACCAGGACACCGAAAGCCCUGAAGACAUGUUCGAUCGGGACAAAAGCCAGGACUGCAAUACACCGGGAGAACAAGCGCACCGAGACCAACAAGGCAUGGUGGAGCCCACAACUAUAACGCAAGGUGCCGACCAUGAAGGUGACAACUUUUCUGAUGUACGAAAGUCGACCAGGAAACGUACCGAACCUCGACGGUUGCAUUACGACACAAACUUUCACCAAGUUUCCUAA